Botrytis sinoallii is the source of this 6924-nucleotide messenger RNA. RefSeq lists its product as uncharacterized. Lineage: Eukaryota; Fungi; Ascomycota; Leotiomycetes; Helotiales; Sclerotiniaceae. The record is from RefSeq and is a predicted model, not a curated record. The transcript has 3 exons. Bases 1 to 6924 code for a protein of 2307 amino acids.
AUGGUUUCGGUGGCAGAGUUAGUCACGAAAUUGCAUUCCAAUAUUGAUGAAAUCCACAAGACUAUCGCUUUAAUUAGCGAUACUUCGAAUCAUGAUGCGGAAAUUACACGGUUAGAAAGAGAUCGCGAUGAACAGCUUCAGCAAUUGAAGAUGGCUCAUGAAGUUGCAAUGAAAGAACGAGAGGAAGCACGACUCAAACAGGAACAAGAGAUCGAGGAACAAAUCAAGAGAGAGGAAGACGAGAUAAUAGAGAGGAGGAAACGUGAAGACGAGGAGAGAAAAUUGAGAAUCGAGACUGAAGUGAAGGAGAGAGAAAAGGUAAGGCAAGAGGAGGUAGAGAAGAGGAAGGCUGAAUUCCAAAGUCAACAUAAAGAAGUUGAGGAUGGGAUCGAUGAAGAAAUAGAAAGGUUGGAGGAUGAGUUAGAGCAACAAAUGAUAGAUGGACAAAAAGCUCUGGAAACUUUAGAUUCUGCGAGAAGGGAAAUCAACAGACAAAUUGACGAGCAGCUCAACAUUCCGACUGUAUUACCGAAAAUUCAAUACAAGAGCCGCAGAAAGGUUGUACUGAAUAACCAAGAGCCAGAUUUAAAAUCGGACAAUCAGAACAACAAGGGCACGGAGGAGGAUGCAGAAAAAAAUCUGGUUACAAGCGAAGAUUUAAGUCAUGAUGUGAACGAGCACAAAGAUGAAGAUCCUCAGGAUAACGUAGCUGAUACUAAGGACAGUGAAAAAGACGUUGUGGUAGAGCCAAAAAAGGACUUAGAAGUUCAACCAGAUUCCUCACUUCCAGAGGAGGGUGUUCCCAAAGAGCAAGAGACACGAUCACCGAAUCUUGAGAAUAUUGAAGAAUUAUCACAGCCUAUCGAAGAAACCUCUAGCUUAGUCCCCGAGGAGCAGCACAUCGAGCUUGAAGAGGUACAUCAAGCUGACCAGCAACCCGAAUUUGAUAACAUUGCGCAAGGUAGUCAAGAUCAUUCUGAACCAGAAGCAUUAGAGCCUGUAGAAGAAAUGACCAAGGAGAUUGAUGACGCGCCUGAGCCUUCCCAAGAGGAUACAUCUGUUGGGGCUGAUGAUACCCUAAAGGAAUCAAUUGACUUGACUCAGUCAAUUGAUGCUCCACAAAAUGAGACCAGUGACAAUCUAAAGCAAGAUCAUGUAUCUCAAGAACCGGAAAUGAUCAAGGAUCUUAUCGAAGAUAGCCAAUCAACCGAAACUCCUCACGAAGAUGAAAACGACGAUUCAAAGCAAGACAACAGUCUGAUGGAGGCACCAAAAGAAGCCGAGACUGUUCCAGUGCUUGACCCACAUGAAUCUCCCGAAGACAGAGCAGCCAGAGAAGAAAUAGCUAAGCUGAAUGAGGAAAUUCGACGUGCUAUGGAGGAGGAAGCAAAUGAAGCAAUGGUUCCUCAUCUGGAAGCCAAGGAUGUUCCUCCGAAUGCGCAAAUUACAGAAUCGCAAGCGCCACAUGUUCAAGAAAUUGUUGAGGUUGAAAAUAUUACCAAUGAAAACGAUUCAGAGGACAAAGACCUCGCGGAAGAACAUACGUCAUCUCAAGACGACAGCACACUAGUCGCCGAGCCCUCCGACAUUCAGAAUGAAAAUGAUGACUCUGAAUCAAUAACAACUCUCGAGACAGUAGAAGUUGAGAACGUCCCAAAAAAUCAAGUUGUCUCUGAAAGUAAUGAAUCCGACCACGAAAAAGAGUCUCUCGAACCAGAAGUACAAACGGACGAUACAACACAUGAUCCAGCCCAGAUUGAAACUGCAGAGCAACUUUCAGCUGAGGAGCUUUCACUAGAGAAAGCAUCAAAUGACAAUCUUCCACUUGAGGAUUAUGAAGCACCACGACAUGAGACAUUGGCUGUCGAUGAAUCUCCGAAUGAACCCCAACACAGCACAAUUGAUGAGAUGCCCCUGAGCUUGAAUAACAAGGCAAUCUUAACUCCCAUGCAUGAUGAAGAGUUUGCCACUGCUUCCAAUGAUCAGGGUAACUCAGAGAUAGAUAAUGGAGAUGAUUUGAUGUCCAAGGAGCCUGUAAUCCCAAAUAAACAAGGAGAUACGAAUCAAGCAUCAAUUGACGGGGAGGAAAUCCAGGAUGAACCGGAGCCGGUCCACAAUGAUGAUUCAGAUUUUCUAAAGGAAUCCGUGGAAGAAGCAAUUGAGACCCCACUCCCGGAGCCAGCCGAUACAGAGGUUGAUCAACUAGAUGAGGCACCAGAGAUCACUCAUGAUGACUCGGAAUCUGCCAAUAAAAGUGAAAAGAUUGCACCUGAGGAAUCUGAAGCCAAGGCAAUUCUAACGCCACUGCCAGAGCCAGUAGAAUCAGAGAGCGAUGAGCUUAAUGAGGAACCAGAACUAGAGUCUGAGCUCUUGUCAAACGAUCUACCAGAAGUUGACAAAGACCAAGAGGAAGCUAUCGAACCAACAAAUACUGCAGAUGCUAUUUCCGAAAUUUUACGUAAUUCGAUUGAAGACACACAGCCUACUAUGGCCGAGCAAGAUAUUGCUGGCGAAGAGUCCACAGAUGCCAAGGCGUCGGAACACGAGAACGAAUCUAAAGAUGAGAACGUUACUCCAGACCAAGAUCACACCGAGCAAAUCAAAGAGUCUGAAAAGGACCUUGAAGAUACUGCAAGCACUGAUUUCAACCCUGAAGAUGCCGAAACUUUGGAGAGCGUAAACGCUCCCGAAAAAAAGGAAGCUUUGCCAGCUGUCUCACCAGAAGUGGGAGAGGCGAGAAGCAUCCCCAAUGAAACAUUCCCACAGCCAACUCCGGAUGUGGAUAAGGACAAUGAUGUUGUCGACGAAGCUACUGAUCCGCCGCAAGAAGAGCAUCAUGUCGAGGAUCCUGAAAUUGGUUCUAUUUCAAUCCCUGCAACCGACUCCAAUACAAAUCACGAAAUGGAGUUAACUGAAAGUCGUGAUAUCGCUUCAGAAGAUACCAUCGAAGAGACCGAGAUAGUUGCCGAGCCGGUUAUUACCGUCCCAGAACAAAUCCAAGAGGCAGUUGAGUCUCCUGAUGCUGGUGCACGUGAUCUGGACGUACCAAUCGAAGGCGACGUAAAAACAGACGAGAGACCGGAUGAAGAAGCUCCUGAUAGCAAUUCAAAUGAGAUCUCGCAGAUCAUUGAUGAUACUGUUCAAUUGCCAGGCCACAUCAAGUACCGAAUUGAUGAGUCGGCUGCUGUCCCGCAAGAGAAUAGCAAUGCACCAGAGAGUGAGCCCGCCACCGAAGAACAGGGGACGGUCUCCGAGAUGUCGGUUCCUGACACCGAGGAAGAAGGUCUAAAGCUCGGUCAAGAGAGCGAAGAACCGCUGGCAGAGGCUAACAGUACUGUGCAAGUACCAAUACUUGAAGAAACACCCACACCUGGCCCUGAAGAGUUCGAAGGCACUGGAGAAGCAGCCUUGAAUCUUGAUGUUGGGUCACCACUUCCUUCGCCCACAAUUCGACAGACUGCUGGUGAUGAUGAUGAAAGUUCCCAAUUAGGUGACGUGGCUCAACAAGAGAAUCAUGUGGAUUCAAAUGAAAUGAGCCACGAAGAAAAUCCUGAGAAUAGUAAACCGUCUCCCUCUCACAUGAUCGAAAGUGUGGAACCAAUUACAUCAAGUCAAAUACCAUCUGAGGAUAUUCAAAGGUCGGAAAAAGUGAUUGAGACUGAGCGAUUGACUUCGGAAAAUGAGGCGCCAAUACAUCAACAGGUUGAAGAAGACCCAGAGCAGACAAAUGAUGAUAUUGUGGAGGCUCAAGAGCAUCUUGAAGACAGGGAACUUCCCACCACUUCUAUUGAGGAACCAGUGUAUCCUGCUGAUGAAACACCAUUGAAAGAGAGCAUAGUAGAACCUGAAAGCCAACAAGAUACAAAUUCCGCGCCUGAGACCAUUACCACGGUACCAGAGAUAUCUACCCUGGAGAGCUUGAAUAGCGAAGCAUCUGAAGUGCCGUCUGAGGUAGAACAGAUAAAUGCCGAGAGACACAACGAUAAUGAGAAGAGCAGAGUCAAUGACGAAAGUGCCGAAGCUAUUCAUGAAGAAAGAGGGUUCGACGAGACACAAGACCAUCACAUUGAAGGGUCCAGAGAAACUGACCAGCCUAUCAAUCUUGAGACAGAAGAUGAGUCACACAUAAGUCCAAAUGACUCAACAAAUUCUGAACCCGUCCACGACGAACCAUUAACUCAAGAGAAUGAACAGCUUUCUGCUUUCGAAUCAGAACAAAUCAAAACUAGGCCGGAAUUGAGAGUAGUUAAUCCAGACAUUCUUCCUCUACCUCAAGAAACACAACACGAAGAUCCUGAAGAUGUUCGUGCUAGAGAGGAGAUUGCUCGUUUGAACGCAGAGUUUAUGAAAGCUGUCGAGGAGGAACAAGCUGCUGAACAAGAGAUUAAAUCUGUUGACAUGAGCACUGAGAAGAAUAGCAAUGGUAUGGACAAAAGUGAACUUGUUGAAGCGGAGCAAGAGAGACCAAGAAGAGAGAGUGUCGAAGAUAUGGCGGCGAGAGAAGAAAUUGCCUUGUUAAAUGAGCAAAUGAAAUUGCUUAGUCAACAACAAGAGAGUGGGGAUAAAUCUGCUGAAAUUGAGGGUGAAAAGGAAGAGAGCCAGGUUGUCAAUGAAAACAAACCUCAAACACUCGAAGCGGAAGAGUCGUCGAGUACCCUGACCGAAACCCCUCAAAAUGAAGAACAUACGGAAGAAGAAGAUUUCCAUACCGCACUCAUUCAGCAAGAUGAACAUUUAAACCCUUUCGAACAAGCAGACGCAGUACUGAGCGAGGAACAAAGUGCCGAGUCAACCACAGACGAGCCAAAUGAGAAAGUUGAAGCUUUACAGUAUGAGCAUGAAGAUCGCAAUCCACAAGAUUCGGGCUCAGAAGGUGAAAGGACCGAGCAAGGUGAGGAAACAGAGAAUUAUUCUGAAAGCGAAAAUGAAUGGGAUCAAUCCUCAGAAGAAGAAGAGGGGGGUCCGCUUCCUUAUCUUGAGACUAUCCGGGAAGAAUCACAUGACGGUGCCUCCCGUGUCGGCGAAGAUCACGAGGAUGAAGAUGAAGAAUACAUGCCCAAGAGUAGAUUCUUCCAUCCACAUUGGCAAUAUGAGGACUCUGUUGAUGAGGAUGGAUUGAAAGAACAAAGAGACAACAACCCGUUAGUAUCAGAGUCAGAAAAUCCAGCUAUCAAAGAAAUCUCCACAGAGAUCCUUCAAGACGAGCUUGACCAUCCAAGCGGAUCCAAUCUUGAGGUUUCAAAUUCUGGGCCAAGCAAAAGACCACAGACACCAAUGGCAUUGAUGUUUGGCUCCGAUGUCAAAGAAACAGAGUCACCUCACGAAGUCAGCGGCACAGAUAUUUUGAUCGAUGGCAGUCCAGAAGCACUAAUUGAAAACGCAACUGCUUCUAAUGCUACGGAUCUACCACGAGUGUUGGAGCCAAGUCCUGACAUUGAGGAAAAUCGUGGAAAGUCCGAGCCUGUGGAAGACGAAGAUCUUGUCGAAAAUAACAACCUCACUCCAAAACCUAAACCUCGACGUCCAGCAUCGUUGUAUCACCGAAAUAGUGACUUGAGUCCAGAACAUGAGGCAGUAUUCUCGAGAGUCUCCCAAAUCAGAAGCAGUCUAACACCUUCACCGGAACCACAUCAGUCACCUGUAUUGAGUCCUAGGUCAAGAUCUGAAAGAUUUCCACCAGAUGAACACCGAAAUUACUUGGAUGCCUCUAUCAACAACGCUUAUAAUGGUUGGGGAUAUUCUCAAGACGGUGAUCAGCAACAAGAUUACAGAACUCAAUUGAACAACGAUAAUGGUCGUAACCGUUCUCAUACAGUUGAUACAGUUCCAUCAUUUGAACAUUAUGCAUCAGAUGAUGGUGAAUCAGGUCCUCCAACUCCACCUCAACAACCACACAUUAGUCAGAUGAUGUCAACGGAAUUCGAAUCUUCUGAAGGAUGGUCACAUCAAAAUGAUGAUACCCAGGAUGAUUCAGCAAAUCAAGAACAAAACCUUGAUGAAAUUAUCAAAUCUCCUAAUCUACAAGAUGCCGCCGAAUUUGAUCCUUUCAACCCACAAGAAUACAAAUCUCCAAUUCCAAGUCCUUCACAUUCAUCUUCAUUUCACAUAAGCAACGUGCAUAUAGAUCAAGAAUAUCCUCCAGUCCUAGCACCGACUCCACCAUCACUUAUCCCUCCCGAGAAGAUCUUGAGCUCUAAUGCACCUGCAUCAACCCCAAUAUUCACGGCUCAGACUCCAACUCAGACCGAAGAAAAAUCGACUUCUCAACUGCCACCAAAUCUCCAUUCCGUUCCUUGGACACAGUCAGAAGAUCCCGCCAAAACUGCAGCCACAGCUCAAGAAAAAGAAACCGCAUCCCCACAACGUAAUCCAAGACCUGUUAGUUCCAUCUUCGCUAGAACACGCUCUCUAUUCGAAGCAGGAGCAAAUGAUUCAAGUCCACCUCCUAAACCGAGACCGCUUUCCGGAAUGAGCAUUUUCAAUGUUGGUUCACCGAAUCGUUCGAAUACACCGGUUCAAACCAGACCACAUAGUCUUUCGGUCUCGAGCCUGAGAAGCAGGAGUGAGAGUUUGUCAAAGCGAUCGAGUUUGAGUUUUGGGGAAAACGCGAAUGUGAAAGCGGAUGCAAACGCGAAUGCUAAUGUGAAUGCCAACGUCAAUGCAAAAGAUGACUAUGAUCCAGAUACAGAUGCAGACUUCCUGCCAAAGAGUUUAGAUGGCGAUGGAAGAUUGCCUAGUCCGGCCUUUGGAUUACCGGGGCAUAGAAGUAGUGGAAGUUUUGAUAGGGGGAAACUAUAUGGAGAUGAAGAUGAUCCCUAUUUUACAAAUGGUGGGGAUAAGGGGAGUGCGGGAUGGAUGGGAGGUUCAGGAGUAGGGGGCAUGAGGGGUGCGGAGAGGGAGCCUCUUUUGAAGGAUGGAAAUUGA